This is a messenger RNA of Cuscuta campestris, 1023 nucleotides long. Lineage: Eukaryota; Viridiplantae; Streptophyta; Magnoliopsida; Solanales; Convolvulaceae. The record is from the annotation of a GenBank genome assembly.
CAUCUACCCGCCAACCUUCCACUUUCUCCUCCCUCCUGGCAGCCACCUCUUCUUCUUCAUCAUAUUCAUAUUCACUUCACUCCCUCCCAUCCCAUCCCCAGUUCUUAUAUAUAUAGAUGUUCUCAUCAAACGAAACCCUUCAUUCAUGUUUGUAUCAUUGUAUUCUAUACCAUAAACCAUAGACACAAUUAAUCCACCAUGGUUUCAUUCAACCUAUCAGACCAUCCUAACAAGAGAAAAAGAUUUCACCAUGCUGUGGAAGAAGAAGAAGAAGACGACCAGCAAAUAACAUCCCAAAGAGCCAAAACCAUCCAUUCUCUCCUUGGCAUUGAACUCCCCCUCUUGACUCCCCUCCCUUUGGAGUGGCAAAGAUGCCUUGACAUUAAGUCCGGGAGAGUGUACUUCUACAACACGAGAACACAUGAGAAGACGUCGAGUGAUCCAAGGCUGCGCCGCCGAGAGCCUCCGGCGAAUUUGGACCUCGAACUAAACUUACUCUGUGGGUCGUCCGAACGACACGUCGGCGACAAUUUCUCGGAGAUGACCAAAUUUUCCGGCGGCAUCCGAACAAGGGAUGACCAGUUGACCGCGAGUAAGAAUUCCGACGGCGGCGGGAAGAAGAGGAGGGGGGUGUUUCUAAGCCUGGCUCGAUCGCCGUCGUGGCUGACGUUCGACGGCGACGGAGACGUGGAGGAAGAGGAGGAGAUGGUGACGGCGGUGUGCAAGGAGUGUCACAUGUUGGUCAUGCUUUGUAAGACGGCGCCGACGUGUCCUAAUUGCAAGUCGGUGAGCCUUCCGGCCCCCGGUUUGGAUCAUAUGUGGUCGCCCAAUAAAGGCAGUCCACUCCUGUUGAAUUAAUUGAUUCAUUUAAUCAUACUCAUCUCCCUAGUACUCUCCGCUUAAUUAUAAUUAUUUGAGGAUUAAUUAUUAACGUGAUCAAAUAUUUGAUAUAGAGUAUAUUUAUGCCUCUUUUUUAAUUUGUCUAUUUAAAUCACAUAUACACAUUAAAAGACGUAGAUUUAU